GGGACAAUUUCCUAACCCAGUUGUGAACUUGCAAGACUCAUUUUACGCCAUUGUCUCACACGUGUAUUCUUCGCUGCCCGUUCACUCAGAAUCAUGGAGGAAUCGAUGGCUAUAAAGGAAAAAGAUCCCAGUACUGCCCAACUUCAUCUAAAUCCCGCCACCGGCAACAACUGUUCUAUUUGUGAAAAAAUACAAUCGCUGAACAGUUUGUGGGAGGCAGUGGAUGAUAGCCCAGAAUUUGUAAAAUGUCUAGAGGACUUGAAAGCAAAUGAGCAUGGCGAGCUUGACGCAUGGCUCGACGCUAAAACGAUGACGAUUGAACUCUUAGGUUGCCAUUUUCUUAAACGUAGUGAAUUUGAAUUCAGAAACUGCUAUGGACCGAUGUUUGAAAGCUGUCGUGCUCAUUCAUUAAUCAAAAAACAUGUUCAGGAACGGUUCCCUGAUGUAGCAGACGACCAGUUCGACUCGGAUGUCAAAAGUUGGUUCAAUGAUCAAUACUCGUUAUUUGAAGAGUUAAAGUUUGUUUCCGUUGUCGAUGAUCAGGAACAAGCUGCUGAAUGUGUAACUGAAAGUGGAGAAACAGUUGGAAUGCUGAUAUCUUUAAUUGCCAAAACGAUUGCAGGAAAGUGAAGACGGUUAUUUGUAUGGUAUCCUUAAUCACAUUUUCGAAAAAAAUGCUGUGGGGAUGGUACUACAUUUUGGAAUUGAUCAGGAAAAAGGACAUUUCUAUUAUUUGAUUCGUGAUGUUGUGUUGGAUAAAUUUUCUCAAGCAUUCGAUGAGAAUUCCUUUGAUGAAUGUGUGAAGAAUUGGUUCUGCGAUUGCAAAUUUCAUUACAGAACUCUUAGUGCAUAUGUUUAUAAUUCACCUGGCCAGGAUAUCAUUCGUAACAACUGCAAUCUAUGU
Daphnia pulicaria is the source of this 904-nucleotide messenger RNA. RefSeq lists its product as uncharacterized. The transcript is spliced from 7 exons. The record is from RefSeq and is a predicted model, not a curated record. Bases 94 to 630 code for a protein of 178 amino acids. Lineage: Eukaryota; Metazoa; Arthropoda; Branchiopoda; Diplostraca; Daphniidae.